CACACUUAAAUCUGGAAGCAACAGUAGGUCCCUGCGUUGAUGGAGCAGUUGUGGUGUUCGGUAAACCGACGGACCGGUAAAAACAAAACUUUACAAGUUACAGUUAAGUCCUUUGUCUCGUUCUUUCUUGUUAAACCAAACAGUAUCUAAAGUAGUUCACGAGGCACACAAAACGGCACGGCAUUCCAAAAGCACGCGAGUGAGAUAGACACCUAUGAGCUAGCAAAAGUGGUAGCUGGCUAUCUAAGUUGUGGAAGAGAUUUAUUUGCGAAAGUGAAAGAUCGAUUCUGGUGCAGCGAUGAAGAUUGAGUUCGCUCCGCUGAAUAUCCCGUUGCGAAGGCGCCUGCAGACGGCGGCGGUGGUGCAAUGGGUUUUCUCGUUUCUCGCUCUGGCUCAGUGCUGUUUGGCAGCCUACAUCUUGCUGUGCCUGACCCGCUGGUGGCUGCUGGCCGCGCUGUAUGCCGGGUGGCUCUACCUGGACAGGGACACGCCCACCACCGGGGGCCGGCGCUCACACUGGGUCCGCAGCUGGGCAGUCUGGCGCUACUUCCGGGACUACUUCCCCAUCUCACUGAUUAAAACAGUGGACCUUGACCCUAAGCACAACUACCUGUUCGGCUUCCACCCCCAUGGCGUCCUGGUGGCGGGAGGGUUCGGGAACUUCUGCACUGAGGCGUCUGGGUUUGCGACCCUGUUCCCGGGACUCACCCCCUAUCUGCUGAUGCUCCCGUUCUGGUUCCGCGUACCAUUCUUUCGGGACUACAUCAUGUCCGGAGGUCUGGUAUCCAGUGAGAAAAGUAGUGCCAGCUACAUUUUGAGUCGUCCAGGCGGGGGUCAUGUGGCGGUUGUGGCAGUAGGGGGUGCUCCAGAGUCACUGGAUGCCCGGCCAGGAGCUCUGACGCUUCAGGUUCUCAACAGGAAAGGCUUCAUCAAACUGGCCCUCAAGCAUGGAGCGCAGUUGGUGCCAGUCUUCUCAUUUGGGGAGAAUGAGCUGUUCGACCAGAUGGAGAACCCUGCCGGCUCGCCCCUCAGGUGCCUGCAGGACCGAAUGCAGAAGAUGAUGGGUGUGGCCCUACCCCUCUUCCAUGCCCGGGGCGUCUUCCAGUACAGCUUUGGCCUGCUGCCCUACAGGAAACCCAUCCAUACAGUGGUGGGCCGGCCCAUUCCAGUGGUCCAGACCCCCUCCCCGAGCAAAGAGGACAUAGAUGCCCUGCACCAGCUCUACAUGGAGGGCCUCACCCAGCUUUUUGAGGAACACAAGAGCAAGUACGGCAUCGCAGAAGACAAGCACCUCAAGUUCAUCUAGCAUCUAUCUUCCUGUCACUAGCUCUCUCUCUCCCCCUGCCCCCUGCCCUCUUUCCUUCCCACGUUCGUUCACCUUUCCCCACGGAUUCGGUCGGAGGUGUCGCUGGCGUCACUUCACCAUUUUUGCAUUCCAGGAAACGUCAAAGGAAUGGAUAGGACUGUCAAAAAGGCCAUAAAACGUAGCGAAACAUUGAGGUAUACUAUAGUAUGGAAUGUGCACAGUCCAUGGAGUUACGAUGGAGUCAUCACAGUGAUUAGUUAGGGUGAAAUAAAUGGUAACGCCAUAACCACAGCGGAAUUCCAGGGCAAGUCUCUGUCGGUCUCUGGAGCUUUCAUCCAGACGAAAGUGUCGGUGUUCGAAAUGUCUACCUCGUGUGCGUACGCGAUUGCAUCUCGGCGUUCACGUCCGCCUUCCAACCAAUUGUUCAUUGGUCCAUUUAGAGCUAAGCGAAAUAAGGCUUAUGUUCAUUUCAUUUUUAUUUGAUUUUUAUCAUUUAUUUAGGCUGCAUCUGAAGAUUUUAGGGUUUUUGUGUGUUUGGGGCAGUGGGGGUGGGGGGUGGAAGGGGGUCUGGGAAUGGGUGUGGCUGUGAGAGCAAGCUAACUGGAUCCCUGCCCUGGGAAAAUUUUUGAACUGAUUCACAAGAAGUAGCGUUUAAAGCAGCACAGGCCUACGCUGUUGGAACGCUGGCCCAGAACGCCCAAAUCCUGUCGUCUCGCAGCAGGUACUUCCUGCUCCACCAGUCCGUCCUGCCUGCCCGCUUCACACAACAGCCAUGGAGCGGAGUAGCUUAUUGUGGUUUUGAAUUUGGCCAGAUCGUAGGCCAGAUUAUUCCUCAGAAGAAAUGAGCUGCAAUCCACUUCUUGGGUAGUCUGGUCAAAGAUGGGAUGACCGAAUUAUUGCCCAAUGACAGUGUGUGAGAAACAUUUCAAUCAGUGUUAUUUGGUAUUUCAACACAGGCAAAACAGGAACUUUUUUAAUCAAAUUGUAUCAAUGGUAUGACUAAGAAUUUCAUCUUUUUGUGUGAAUUUAUAGACACCCCUGACUUGUUUAAGUGCUUUAUGUCCAGUUUGUCAAGUGGGCUACUGGUUUAGGUUUUAGCUUUUCUCAUGUUUAGCUUUAUGUACCAGUAAAGCCAAAAAGGCAGAGGAAUGAACUCAGGGGGGUGGUGAACAGGGAACGUGUUGACAGAUUCUUUCAUGGUUACUGGCUGUGUUUGCAUACUGCAGCUCAGAAACCUCUCCCAAGUCUAACCUUAACGCAUGGAUGAAUGGGUUAGUGUAGUACAGUAGUUUGGUUUAUGUUCUAGGUGGCAGGCUGAGGGACAGGGAACCCCAUAGGAACUUCAUUACAGGUGCUGCUGUUAGCUAAAGGAAUAAUGGUACACUGCACAGAAGUCAAUGGAGGUGACGGUGCUUCUGCCAAAAAUGGCCUCUCUGGAAUCUUGUGCAAACUGUGUGAGCGUGUUUGUGUGUGUGUGUGUGUGUAUCACCAGUGAGUGGUCUGAAUCACCGGGUUCUCACAGCAGUCUGAUCCAUCAGGCUCAAUCAUUUCCCAGGGGGUGCACCUCACUGUUCAUCAGAGUUCAGCCGAUUGGCACAGAUACAACUUGCAGUGCAUGUGAGCCAAUCAGAUGCCAACCCAUUGAAUGUUUGUGGGAGCCCCAUGCUUUGGGAGUGUAUUCAAAGUCAACUGGAUGAAAAACAAUCAAACUUCUGCUGUGGGGGACUGCUGAUCCCUAAAUCUUGGUACCACUAAUUGUAUUGUAUUAUAAAGAUGAGACUAUUUUCGUUAUUGUGUUGUGUUUUUGUGUUUUGAUAAUUGCCUAUGAAAAUAUGUAUGAAUGUACACACAGGGCCAAGUGCAGCGGCUGUGUCAGGGGUGUAAAUCUCGAGCUUAGACCUCUAGACAGCUGAAGUUGAUUCAACUUGGUUCAGCCAUUAGCAAUGUCACAGAUCAUGUUGCAGUCAGUUCAGUGUCCUGUGGCACGGGAAAUAAAUAUAAUAUUAUAAAUAAUCACAA
Megalops cyprinoides (Indo-Pacific tarpon) is the source of this 3325-nucleotide messenger RNA. RefSeq names its product monoacylglycerol O-acyltransferase 3a (gene mogat3a). Gene Ontology annotation, biological process: triglyceride biosynthetic process. The record is from RefSeq and is a predicted model, not a curated record. Gene Ontology annotation, cellular component: endoplasmic reticulum membrane. The transcript has 6 exons. Gene Ontology annotation, molecular function: diacylglycerol O-acyltransferase activity. Bases 299 to 1306 code for a protein of 335 amino acids. NCBI's taxonomy places the organism in Eukaryota, Metazoa, Chordata, Actinopteri, Elopiformes, Megalopidae.